Molecule: messenger RNA, 6490 nt
Organism: Drosophila ananassae
Lineage: Eukaryota; Metazoa; Arthropoda; Insecta; Diptera; Drosophilidae
Gene: shg
Product: DE-cadherin
Exons: 2
Coding region: 850-5376 (1508 amino acids)
Biological process (GO): homophilic cell-cell adhesion; adherens junction organization; calcium-dependent cell-cell adhesion
Cellular component (GO): catenin complex; plasma membrane; adherens junction
Molecular function (GO): cadherin binding; calcium ion binding
Source: RefSeq, a predicted model, not a curated record
AAUACAUUUUUGUACAUCCCUAAUGGGUCACACUGCAUUUUCACCUCGAACUGGGCGGUUGCGUAGCGCGUCGAUCGCUUAAACAGAAUUUCAAACUCGGUACCGCGCGUUCGUGCUAAAAUUGAUUUGACCCUGUUUUUAAAAUCAAUUGAAGGAAAAAAUACAGUUCUCAAUUAACGAAUAUUUUGUGCGAUUAUAAGAAAUUGGUAAAGUUCUCGGAAGUGCCUUGUUCUCGGAAAGUUGCUAACACCCAUACCAGCGCGAAUAACUGAAGCAGCGGGGACGCACACAAGCGCGCCUUUUUGUUAGUGUGCGUGUAACCACUUUUUACCUGGUCUUACCUGUUUGCGGAGCGAGUGAAAAGGCCAGCGAAGGAGAGUUCCAAAGCGGACGGGCCAAAGAUAAAAGUGAACAAAUCCAGCAGCUGCUCAAGUCGGAAAUACUGAGGGCGCGCACUGUACGCCGUGAUCAUCAUACUCCGUUCCCCUACUCCGUGGUGCAUCCGUCGAUUUUGGGGCUCGAUUCGUGGAUAAUUAUUGGCAUUAUUAGGCGGUUGCCAUGAAGAUGCAGUCCCAGUCCAAACAAACUUUGCAGCGUCGACGUCAGCGCUAGUUCCACGCCUACUACACGCACAGUAAUCAAAAAUAGUGGAAAUAACAGAAAUAGUGAAAAUAAAAAGGGCAGAAACCCACCUUCGAGCAAAGGUGUAUGCUGGGCCACUGCCCCGCCGGUGUGUGAGUGCCAGUGCGAGUGAUUUCCGAAUAAUACUGGGUGAAUCACUGGGAGAAGCUAGUGCUAGUGCUCAAGAUCGUUCGCUCCAGCGGAGAUGGCGUUUGGCUGCUAAACGAAAUGUCCACAAACGCCCAACAACGACUCUACGACAGCGACUGCAUCAGAAUGUCUGCCAAUCAACAGAUGACAUCCGAUCCGGACCACGAUCCGGACCAUAAUCCCGCCCAGCAACAGACGCACCAGCAGCACAAACGAAAGUGCCGAGUGUGGAGUUGUAGCCCCACGAGACUAGUUCUCCUGGCUGCUAUUGUGGCGCUCCAUGUCCUUACGCCCGCCCUCGCAUUCCACAAUGCCCCCGCCGACAAUCACAAGCCCGCCUUCAUGAACUGCGCCGGGUAUGCGCCCAAGGUGAAGGAGGAGCAGCCGGAGAAUACGUACGUGUUUAUGGUGAAGGCGGUCGACCCGGAUCCCGAUCAGGAGAUCCGCUACAGCAUCGUCCAGGCGCCCGUCGAGCGCUCCAAGUUCUUCAUCAACCCCACCUCGGGUGUCAUUGUGACGGCCCACACCUUCGAUCGCGACGAGCCGAUUCACGAGAAGUUCGUCUUCGUCACCGUCCAGGCCACGGACAACGGUCUGCCGGCCCUCGACGACGUGUGCACCUUCAACGUCACCAUCGAGGACAUCAACGACAAUGCCCCGGUCUUCAACAAGGCUCGCUACGACGAGUCCAUCUCGGAGAAUGCCCAGCCCGACGCCGUGGUGAUGUCCAUCAGCGCCAGCGACUUUGACGACGGAAAUAACAGCAUUGUGGAGUACGAGAUCCUGCGGGAGCGCGACUUCCAGUAUUUCAAGAUCGACAAGGAGUCGGGCAUCAUCUACCUAACCCGGCCGAUCGACAAGCGACCGGGCCAGUCGUACGCCAUCAUCGUGCGGGCGUACAACAUAGUGCCGGACUUGCCGCAGGAGGCGCAGAUCGAAGUUCGCAUCCGUGUGGUGGAGUCAUCGAACAAGCCACCCUCCUUCGUGGAUCCCUACGACACGCCCAUCUACCUGAAGGAGAAUUUCAAGAACUUCUCACAUCCAAUCGUGACACUGCAAGCGGUGUCCAACAUGCCAGAGAACCCGGAGGUGAUCUUCGAGCUGAUCACCGGACGGACGGAGCAGACGAACGGCAAGAACACGUUCGUCUUCGACCAGAUCGGCAAUGAGGUGACCAUCAGCCUGGGCAAGCACCUGGACUACGAGGCCAUCACCGACUACACGCUGACGAUGAGCGUCCGGAACACCCACGAGCUGGCCGCCGAGCACCAGAUCAAGAUCAAGGUGGAGGAUGUCAACGACAACAUACCCUACUUCACGGAGGUCAAGUCGGGAACGAUACUGGAGAACGAGCCGGCCGGCACACCCGUCAUGCAGGUGCGCGCAUUCGACAUGGACGGAACCCCAGCCAACAACAUUGUGUCCUUCGAGCUGGCCGACAACCGGGAGUACUUCACCAUCGAUCCAAACACGGGCAACAUCACCGCCCUGACCACCUUCGAUCGGGAGGAGCGCGACUUCUACAAUGUCAAGGUGAUUGCCAGCGACAACUCGCCAUCGAGUCUGUUCGAUAACGGGGAGCCGAAUCGGGGACACCAGGUGUUCCGAAUCUCCAUCGGUGACAAGAACGACCACAAGCCGUACUUCCAGCAGACCAUGUACCUGGCGGAUAAGCUGCUGGAGGACGCCAACACCAACUUCGAGGUGAUCGAAGUGAAGGCCGAGGACAAGGACAACGCCGCCCAGAUCCUCUACAGCAUCGAGAGCGGCAACAUAGACGACGCCUUCAAGAUCGGUCUGAAGACCGGCAAGAUCACGGUGAACAAGCGGCUGGACUACGAGACCAUCACGGAGUACGAGCUGAAGGUGCGGGCCUUCGACGGCAUCUACGACGACUACACCACCGUGGUCAUCAAGAUCGCCGAUGUGAACGACAAUCCGCCGGUGUUCAAGCAGGCCUACAGUGUCACCAUCAUGGAGGAGACCAUGUACGACGACUGCAUCCUGACGGUGGAGGCCUACGAUCCGGACAUCAAGGACCGCAACGCCGACCAGCACAUCGUCUACUCGAUCGUGAAGAAUGACGAGAAGCGGUUCAGCAUCGACAACAACGGCUGCCUCCGGCUGGUGAAGACUCUGGACCGGGAUCCGCCCAACGGCCACAAGAACUGGCAAGUUCUGAUCCAGGCCAACGAUGAGGACGGCGUCGGCACCACCCUCAAGAAGGUGCAGGAGGUGACCAUCACGCUGAAGGACAUCAACGACAAUGCCCCCUUCCUGAUCAACGAGAUGCCAGUGUUCUGGCAGGAGGGACGCAGUCCCGGCAACAUCGUCAAGCUGCAGGCCACCGACUACGACGACACGCCCGGAGCGGGUGACUUCACCUUCGGCAUCGACAGCGAGGCCUCCGCGGACAUCAAGAGCAAGUUCAGCAUCAACGACGACUACCUGCACGCCAACGUGGAGUUCGACCGCGAGCAGCAGAAGGAGUACUUCAUCCCCAUCCGGAUCAGCGACUCGGGGGUGCCGCGCCAGAGCGCCGUGAGCAUUUUGCACGUGGUGAUCGGGGACAUCAACGACAACGCCAUGAGCGAGGGCUCUUCCACCAUCUUCGUGUACAACUUCCGUGGCGAGGCGCCGGAGACGGACAUCGGACGCGUUUUCGUCGAGGAUCUGGACGACUGGGACCUGGAGGACAAGGAGUUCCGGUGGAAGAACGACGUUCGGCACGAGAACUUCCGGCUGAACCCCAACACCGGCAUGAUCACCAUGCUGAAGCACACCGAGGAGGGCGAGUACGACCUCCUGUUCUCGGUCACUGAGUCCUCGACCGCCAUCAUCACCCACUCGGUGGACGCCAAUGUGACUGUGAUCAUCCGGGAGCUGCCCGAGGAGGCGGUGGACAAGAGCGGCAGCAUCCGUUUCAUCAACGUCACCAAGGAGGAGUUCAUCAGCGUGCCGCGAGACAGCAUGCCGCAUGCCCUCUCCCUGAAGGAUCAGCUUCAGAUCUCGCUGGCCAAGCUCUUCAACACGUCGGUGGCCAAUGUGGACGUGUUCACGGUGCUCCAGAACGAGAACAACACCCUGGAUGUGCGCUACUCCGCCCACGGGUCGCCCUACUACGCCCCGGAGAAGCUGAACGGCAUGGUGGCCCAGAACCAGCAGCGCCUGGAGGACGAGCUGGGCCUCCAGAUGCUGAUGAUCAACAUCGACGAGUGCCUGAUCGAGAAGCUCAAGUGCGAGAGCUCCUGCACCAACGAGCUGCACAAGAGCUCGGUGCCCUACAUGAUCUAUUCGAACAUCACCUCCUUUGUGGGCGUCAACGCCUUCGUCCAGGCCCAGUGCGUGUGCGAGGCGCCUCCGAUGACGCCGUGCCUCAACGGCGGUACGCCUCGGUUCGGGGAGAACGACGUGUGCGACUGCAUCGACGGGUUCACCGGCCCGCACUGCGAGCUCGUCUCCGUGGCCUUCUACGGCAGCGGCUACGCCUUCUACGAGCCAUUCUCGGCCUGCGACAACACCCGCAUCAGCCUGGAGAUCACGCCCCAGAUCGACCAGGGCCUGAUCAUGUACUUCGGACCGCUCAACUACAACCCGCUGCUGCCGCUGUCCGACUUCCUGGCCCUGGAACUGGACCAGGGCUACCCUGUGCUGACCGUGGACUACGGAUCGGGCGGGACGCGCAUCCGGCAUCAGCACAUCAAGAUCGUGCCCGACCGCACCUACCAGAUAGACAUCAUCCUGCAGCGGGCCAGCAUCGAGAUGACCGUGGACAACUGCCAGCUGUCCACCUGCAUGAGCCUGGGCGCCCCGCAGGGACCCAACGAGUUCCUCAACGUGAACGCGCCCCUGCAGCUGGGCGGCAGUGCCGUCGAGCUGGAGCAGUUGGGCCGACAGCUGAACUGGACCCAUGUGCCUGGCCAGAAGGGAUUCUUCGGAUGCGUCCGCAACCUGACGAUCAAUGAGCAUACCUACAACCUGGGCAUGCCCUCCUACUUCCGGAACAUCGACAGCGGAUGCCAGCAGUCCGUGGCGGUGGCCUUCAGCUUCGGCAUCGACCGGAACUUCAUUAUCGCCAUCAUCGCCUGCCUGGCGCUCCUCAUGAUCAUCCUGCUGGCCGUGGUGGUGCAGAAGAAACAGAAGAACGGUUGGCAUGAGAAGGACAUGGACGACAUCCGCGAAACGAUCAUCAACUACGAGGAUGAGGGCGGCGGCGAGCGCGACACUGACUACGACCUGAACGUGCUACGCAGCCAGCCGUUCUACGAGGAGAAGCUCUACAAGGACCCCCAUGCCCAGCAGGCGGGCAUGCGCGAUCUCAACGACGUCCCGGACAUCGGUGACUUCCUGGGCGACAAGAAGGAGACCUGCGACCGGGACGCAAGCGCCUUCACCGUCGACGAUGUCCGGCACUAUGCCUACGAGGGCGACGGCAACUCGGACGGCAGCCUCUCCAGUCUGGCGUCCUGCACCGAUGACGGCGAUCUCAACUUCGACUACCUGUCCAACUUUGGGCCGCGCUUCCGCAAGCUGGCCGACAUGUACGGCGAGGAGCCCUCGGACACAGAUUCCAAUGUGGAUGACGACCAGGGCUGGCGCAUCUAGACAUCUCCGGAGGUCGGAUGAUGGUAAUUGAAAAGACUUUUUAUGUGGUAAGAGAGAGAUAUAGUGCCGGGACAGGGAGCCGGCCUAGCCGGUCGCGUCGAGGGAUAUGAUGUAUUUAUAUAGUAUGGGUUAACUGUAUAUUAUGGAUAUACAUAUAUGAUUUACGAAGGAGGAGUGUUGCAAGGGCCCGGGGGAACACGUUUUUGUUUUCUGUUUUUGUAAAAUGCAAAAAGUGAUCUUGAUCUUACGUAAUCGAACUAUACAAACUAAGGCUAAGCAACUCCGAACAAAACCCAAUUAUAAUGGAAACUGUCAAGUGGAGAAAACACAACAUACAGUAUAGUAGGGGGGAUAUAGUAGGGUAUUCAACAAAUCAAGUGUCGAACCGAAAUCGAAAUUCGAAUUUCAGAAAACCAAUUAUUCCUAUCGAGAGAAUAGAAAACAGAAUGCAUUUUUCAUUGCGUAUAAACAUAAAUUCCCAACUUUAGUUGUUAGUUUAAUUCUAAUUUAUCAUAAAAGGCAUUAAAAGGAUAGUAUAAUCCGGGGGGGAUCAUAGUAUAGACUUUAUUCAGAACCCUCUGAAGCUUCCAAACAUACAGAACUUCACAACAAAAUCAAACAAGAACUCUAUUUGAUAAGAAGAGUCCCUUACUUUUAAGUUAUCAUAUAUAGAUAUAUGUAAUCGUAAUUUAUAUAGACCGGUGCGCCCCAUCAAUACCAGCUAAGUUCUUAGGGUUGUCCUCUAGUACGUGUAUAGACCAGUCUAUAAGUCUAAUUUAAUCAAAAAUCGAAUUCGGGAAGAGUUUGGCUCUUCCUUAAGAGUAUCAUAUCCACUUAUAGGCUAUAUCCAUGUUAUAGCCAUGUGGAUAGACAUUAGAGACAUAUCUGUGUAAGAAAUAAUGUUCAAUAAAUAAAUGCGAUAUGUAUUUUUGUAAGAAUUUUCCGCACUAAGGUAUAAUAUCUUUUACAUGCCAAGUCGAAACAACAGUAACAACUGAAAUACUUUAUUUAUAAAAGAUAUAGUAUAUAAUAAAUAAUUGUAUAUUUACAAGAAAACGAGAAGCCACACCACACAAUAAUUGUGUCAAAAUAAAAAAACAUAAUAAAAUUCAAA